AUGCCAAUUCAGUCACUCGAGCCCUAUCUUUUUGAGCGCAAACUAGCUCAUGUUAGCUCGUUUGAAAUAUUGUCCAAUGCCGUGCUUGGUAUUGAUACUGAAUACUACCUCAGUCGUAUAUACACAUACAGAAAAGAGCAAUCCUUGGCUGCAAUUGGGGGCGUGCCUAGCUCGUUAAAAGAUUACAUUCAAUUGGAUUUACAGGUUUUUCAAGAAUUCAACAUUAAGCCGGUAUUUGUCAUUCCUGGCUUACCUAUUCAAUCGCAGGUUGUCAAAUAUAGGCUGAAUGAGCUAUCGCCACAAGAGCAGCAUCAUGAUUUUACAUGGAAGAAGAUUUAUUCGAAUGCUCACACGCAACACCCUUAUGAAAAUUUCCGAUUACAUUCCGAGACCUUACCCUUGGAGCCAUUGGUUAAUGAUUUGAUCAAGAUUUUUAUCGAGCUCGGAACUGACUAUUUAGUCACCCCAUACAAUGCAUCGUUUCAAUUGUCAUACUUGUAUCAAAAAGGUCUCGUUGAUGCAUUGUACGGAUCAACCGAUUUGUUACUCACAAAAAUUGACAAGUUUAUCAUAUCAAUGGAGUUUUCUGCUAAAGAAUUUAGGUAUGUUGACAAGUUCAAAAUGUUGCAUGACUUAGGAUUAAACGAUCGUCAGUUUCAAGAUUUGAGUUUGAUGGUGGGAUGCGCAGUCCAACCGAAGACUUUCCCAAUUUUCCCACCUCAGCCCAAACCAACCCCCAAUUAUCCACCCAUAAACAACUUUAAAAUUGGCUUGGAUAUCCUCUAUCAGUAUAUGCAGUUUAGUGGUGAUAUUUCAAGCUUGUAUGGGUAUGUCUUGAAUCUCAAUGACCCCAAAUUAACCGAUUUGUACACAAGGGGGCAGACUGCAAUCAAGUAUGCUCCAAUAAUCAAUAAAGAGGGAUACACUGAGUUGUAUAAUGUGGAAAUGGGUAAGUUCAACUUGGAAAAAGACAUCGACUUUAUCAUUGAAGAUGAUCUUGCGACCACAACAUCCACGUCAUCGGUUGGGGCUUCACCAGGUGGUGGAAACAGUAAACCAACAAGUACCGGUACACCAUCGGGAAAUACAAUUAGCAAGAUCCCUGUGAAUUUGCAUGAAAUAAUCUCACAACGGUUGCCACCCGAAUUUUAUUUUUAUCAAUCGAUUGGGCUCUUGCCUAUUAAAUUAUUAAACUCGGUAACCAAUGGUCAAUAUGAUGUGCGGCCACCAUUGGAAUUGGGCAAUAAUGACACCUUUAAAAAGUUGAUCACAUCAAAGUUUUAUCUUGACAAUCUCGAUCAGCAAUACAACUUGCUAACUCAGUUAAUGGCAAGAUAUUAUCAAGUAAAGAAAAUCAAGGUCAAGUUUUGGUUUGGAAAAGAAGUUGAAUUGAAUAGCAGGAUGACUCCAACCGUUAGCAAGCGUAUUGGACACUUGUUUGUCGCAAAGCAGUCGGAGACGUUUGACUUGAGGACAUUCUUUGCGGAUGCAUUAUCCGGGGAGCACAACGCUAAAGCCGACCUUCGCUUGCCCGGGGAUAUAGUUUCGACUGUUGUGUUGAGAACCAUGUUUUUGUUUGGUAUCGUGGAUGAGAAAGACCAGGUAACUUCUAUAGGCAAGAUACUUGAAAAGCUUGCCAGAGAAACACCGCAUAUCAAGCAAGAUGAAUUGGAAUCGCUUGUUUUGAUUUUGUUGCUUCUUAAAUCAAACACUUUGAAACUUAAUCAAACAGACAAGGAGUUUCCUAGUGUCGCUAACCAUUACAAGGUGGCCAACUCAACUUACGAAUUGAAUGCCAGUGAAGCUGCCACCAUCGGUCUCAUUUCCAAAAUUACAUCAUUGAAAAAGUUCCACUCAUCGCCCAUCAACUACCAAGGUCCAGUUUCAAGGAGCUUGCUAAACUUUAGAUCGCAUGUUGAGUUUAUCAAUUCAACUUUACUUCAUACAAGUGAAUGUGUCUUGACAGAUUUGAUCGUCAAGCAACAGCAAAAUGAUGUAAGACUGACUUUUGAAAACAAAACCCAAUGGUUUCAGUUGAUUGAUCAGUUGCCGUUUUUCAAUAAUGUCAACAACACAUUGAUGGGAAUUGUUGCUGAGAUUUACUUUGAAGUUGCAUUGAAAAAUCACAAAACAACAGGUACUAGCACCGCUGACGCAGCUGCGUUUGCCACUGGAUUCCUUACAGAUCACAUUUUCCAAGUUUCAAACCCAACUCAUAAUGCAAAUGUGUACGGAGUCAACUCUACCAGUGCCGAACAAAUUAAAUCUGCUUUGAAAGAUGCUGUGAGCUGGUGGAAAUUGUUUGUUACUUUCAGCAAGAUUGUCAAUGAUGUGGAUAAAUCAUUAUGUGAUGAUUCGUUGUUGAAAGCCAUCACCGAGGCUGAAUCACUUGUGGCUACAUUUUCUUAG
Molecule: messenger RNA, 2409 nt
Organism: Lodderomyces theae
Lineage: Eukaryota; Fungi; Ascomycota; Pichiomycetes; Serinales; Debaryomycetaceae
Exons: 1
Coding region: 1-2409 (802 amino acids)
Biological process (GO): DNA double-strand break processing; mismatch repair; DNA recombination
Cellular component (GO): nucleus
Molecular function (GO): 5'-flap endonuclease activity; 5'-3' DNA exonuclease activity
Source: RefSeq, a predicted model, not a curated record